CCCUUUCAGUCGAUCUCAGUUGUCGGUGAGGCCGGCGGGGCGGAUCCCACAGAAAAUUGAAAGAGAAAAUAAAGCAACACAAUUAAAGCCAAGGCUAUUUUGACUCCAGUCGAUUAUUCAACUCCCUUGUGGACAGAUUGACCAACAAGAUGCCCUCAGCGACAAAUGGCAACAGGACUGUCAAGUCCGCGAGCCCGGACGUGGGAUCCGCUCCCGGAUCAGCGGGCCAGAUCACCAUCAAUUACCAGACAUUCGGAGGCCACACAGAAGCCAUGAAGCAGGUGUUGGGUAUUAUUGAGAAGAAAGUUCGCAAUAUGGAGAAGAAAAAGGGCAAACUUGAUGACUACCAGGCCAGGUAUAACAAAGGAGAGCGUCUCAACCAGGACCAGCUGGAAGCCCUUUCAAAGUAUCAAGAAGUGACUCAUAACCUGGAGUUUGCCCGGGAGCUGCUAAAGAACUUUCUGGCGUUGGGGCAAGAUCUCCAGAAGGCGGUGAAGAAGGCCGGUCGGCGGGAGCAGCUGCAGCGGGAUGAAGGCGAGCAGAAGCGCCUGAAGAAAGUUCUGGAGCUGCAGUUCCUUCUGGAUCGGUUAGGGGAGGAGAGUGUGAGGCAGGAGCUGCUGCAGGGGGCAGGGGGCCCUUCGCUGCUCAACGAGGGGGACCUCUCUGCUCUGGAUGAGUUCUACAAAUUGGUGGGGCCCGACCGUGACCAAAAUAUCAGGUUGACUGACCAGUAUCAAGAGGCGUCACAGCACUUAUGGGAACUCCUGGAGGGGAAGGACAAACCUGUGGCGGGAACCACAUACAAAGCCCUUAAGGACACCCUGGAGCGUGUGAUGCAGAGCGGCUAUUUUGACACGGCACAGAACCAUCAGAACGGCGUGUGUGCAGAGGAAGAGGAAGAGCAAGUGACGACGGCCGUGGAGUCGUCGGAAGCCGAGGAGCAGGCCGGCGACACGGAGGGCGAGCUGGUAGAGGACUAUGCAGAGCCCUUGGCAGUGGAGGCAACAGAGUUUGUUAACAGACAGUUCAUUCCAGAAGGCACGUACAGCAACAGCAACCAAGAGCCAGUCGAAGAAUGGAGUUCUGAAUCGGAGGCGGUGAGCUCGCUGCAACAGCAACCACCCGUUCAGACGGUCCCGUCUCCCGUGGUGAGCGAACCCCACCCGCUGACCUCGGUGACUCCAACGCCCCCCGCUGACCCUGUCCUGAGGAAGCAGGUGGUACAGGAUCUCAUGGCACAGAUGCAGGGGCCCUACAACUUCAUGCAGGACUCGAUGCUGGAGUUUGAGGGCCCACCCAUUGACCCUGCCAUCGUGUCUGCACAGCCUAUGGAGCCUGCGCGGAACAUGGACAUGCCCCCGAUGAUUUGUCCCCCGGGUCCACCAAGUCUUGCAGCUGUUCAUCCAGACACGCGCUUGGCACAGCCUAACACUGUUCCUGUACAACCCGAACCAACACCAGUCCCCAUGGUCGCCCCCUCACCAGAGGCCUUCUCUACGCCAUCCCCCAUGUACCAGCCUCCCCAUCCCGUGGACCCGCGGCCACAGCCUGAAGCUAUCGACCCCAUCCAGGCCUCCAUGUCCUUAUCGUCAGAUCAGCCCCCUCCCGCCUCUGUCCUCCCCCCGGCCUCCCAGACGCAAGUGUUCCAGCCCACCUCCAAGCCCCUACACAGCAGUGGCAUCAACGUCAACGCUGCACCAUUCCAGUCCAUGCAGACGGUGUUCAAUCUCAACGCACCUGUGCCUCCGGCCAAUGAGGCCGAUGCCCUGAAGCAGCCCAACCAGUACCCGACCAGCUACAGCCAGGGCUUCAGCAACCAGACACAGCACCCACUGGAGCAGCCAGAGAUGCAGCCGGACCAGCUGCAGUCUGGUGAGCAGGUGGUUGGAGCUUUCCACUCCCAAGACCAAUCGCUCCCCAGUGCAGGAGGCCACCAGGCCAUGUCCCAGCAGCCCGGGGGAGGCACUGGGUUCGGGCGGCCUGCCCAAUCUUUCUACAACAGCAGAGCCAUGACGCGUGGCGGGCCCAGGAACUCCCGCGGGAUGAUCAACGGUUACAGGGGACAAUCCAACGGUUUUAGAGGCGGCUAUGAUGGUUAUCGCCCUCCCUUCUCCAACACUCCAAACUCUGGCUAUGGACAGACCCAGUUUAGUGCACCACGGGACUACUCCAACAGCAACUAUCAGAGGGAUGGUUACCAACAGAGCUACAAGCGUGGGACUGGCCAGGGCCCACGUGGCUCUGCUCGUGGCAACUCCCAAGCCAUUCGAACCUGAGGACCUGGCAAACUGACCACUCGGCCCACAUUGAACAUUCAAACAAAUUGCUUUUUAUUCUGGCUCACCCUUUUUGUUUUGUUUUGUUUUUGUUUGUUUUUAUCAUCAGUGGUAUCUUCUCUCCUCCUGGCAUCUCUCUUGAGUAAGCCUGCUUUGACGGUAUUUAAGAAAAAAGAACCAUUUUAAGUCUGAACACAAGCAAAGCUGAGGAUUCUCGGCUUCAAUAUUUUAAGCCUGUGUUUGUAUCAAAUAUUCCUGUAAACUUGAAAGAUUUCAUUAAUUUAUUUUUUUGUAUAAAAUAAACGCAAAAAUACCUACCACUGCUGGUCUAAACCCUGGGAGUAAUUUUGUUUUGUUUUUUAUUUCUGUUUUUUUCCCCCGUUUUGUUCUUGCCCACAUUUUAGUUCUCAACACCAUUUGUUUUCUUUUUGGUACAUUUUAAAGAAGCUCCCAAUCUCAGUUUGUAAAUUGAUGUUGCUUCAGAAGUUUCAAUAAAGAUGUGUUGCAUUAA
Clupea harengus (Atlantic herring) is the source of this 2787-nucleotide messenger RNA. RefSeq names its product cell cycle associated protein 1b (gene caprin1b). Gene Ontology annotation, cellular component: cytoplasm. The record is from RefSeq and is a predicted model, not a curated record. NCBI's taxonomy places the organism in Eukaryota, Metazoa, Chordata, Actinopteri, Clupeiformes, Clupeidae. Gene Ontology annotation, molecular function: RNA binding.